AUGCCCCGCGAACUAGCCCCUGCUGAACUUCGUCAAGCUGCGGAUCUCGUGCAGUCCCGGGCGUCUCAAACUCAUCCCAGCCGCGGUGGCGCUCGCUUGGCUGCGACGACGCCUGGACAGAAGUCACGACGCGGAGUCAGACAAGUCCAAGGAGACCAUCACAAUGGACAGGGCGAGAACACACACGGAAAGCCAACAGGCGGGAAAGCGCCAAACACGGGGGGACCCCCGCUGGUGACGGACGUCCCAGACUCACCACACCCCAGCGAGCAGCGGCAGGACGGGGACGAGGAACAAGAGGAAUCUGGCGCUGAGGCCGCGGGACGGGAGGAGCGGGCGGCGGCGGAGCCGGAGCCGCGGGAGGGGCUGAGACGGACGGCGCAACAAGAGGCGCCGACGCAAUAUGGAGCUGGGGCUGGGCUGGCAAAACCGACUGCAGGUGCGGAGGGGGGGGAGCGGGAGGAAGCACAGGCGCCGACUGUAUCUGAAGUGAGGCAAGCGCAGGCAGUACCAGCGCUGGCGCCGGCUGAGACGGUGGGGGAACCGACGGCGGAGGCACCGCCGGCACAAGCGGCGGCGGAGGGACCUGCCGAGGAGGAGGAAACGGCCGCGGCCGCCAGGGCUGAUGGCGGGGAAGCCGUGGGUGACGAAACGGCUGAGCCCGUGGGCGGAGGUAGUACGGCGUUCGACCAGGGGACCUACCAACCACGACCUCACGGCGAGGGGCCUUCGCGGCCUUACCCGUCAUCGGCGAGGGCGGAGGAGGAGGAGGGGGAGGCGGGCGAGUUGCCAGCAGGGGAGGAAGUUUUGCGACCGCCAAGUGCGGCAGGAAGGGCGCGAGGAAGGGCGCGGGGCCGAGCCCGGGGGCGCACAGGGGGGCGGGGACGGGGGCAACGGGGAGCGGCGGUCAACGCGCGGGAACGGGUCAGAUCCGGACCAUGGCGGAAAAGGCACGGAAGGCCUGAGGUGGUGCCAGAGGAGGAGGAGAUCGCUGAUAGGCCAGCUGCUGCUGACAACGAGGAGGAGGAGGAGGAGGAGGAGGAGGCUUAUAUGGCAUCGGAGGAAGGAGAAUCGGAAGAGGUCUCCCUAGAUGACGAGCCUGGGGUGGGUAACCACCAGGGGAACGCCCGACCUGGGAGAUCACGGAGGGGAGAAAUUGGGAGGGCAGGAGAGGAGCAACAGCAAAGUUAUGCGCCAAUCGGGGCCCCAAUUGGCCAACCUGCUGGCGCGGAGGUGAGGGACAUGCGCUAA
Closterium sp. Naga37s-1 is the source of this 1251-nucleotide messenger RNA. The record is from the annotation of a GenBank genome assembly. Lineage: Eukaryota; Viridiplantae; Streptophyta; Zygnematophyceae; Desmidiales; Closteriaceae.